This is a messenger RNA of Darwinula stevensoni, 372 nucleotides long. The record is from the annotation of a GenBank genome assembly. NCBI's taxonomy places the organism in Eukaryota, Metazoa, Arthropoda, Ostracoda, Podocopida, Darwinulidae.
AUGGUGCUGGCCUACCCUGCCAAGGUAAUCGGAAUAAUGGAUGGCGACAUCAUCAAGGUGCUGACCAAUAAGCACGAGCAAGUCAAAAUUCGUAUCGCCGCCAUUGACGCCCCGGAAAAAGCGCAGCCUUUCGGUAACCGGUCAAAGCAAGCCAUGAGCGAUUUGUGUUUUGGGGUGACGGCAGAAAUCUCCCCAGUGACGCUUGACCGCUAUGGCCGCACAGUCGCGGAUGUAACUUGCCAAGGUAAGGAUACGGGCAAGGAAAUGGUGCGCAUGGGCAUGGCCUGGGUAUACGACAAAUAUGCGAAAGGCCAUGCAGACCUUUAUCCUCUCCAGGACGCAGCCAAACGAGUCAAAUUGGGCCGAUCCUGA